UAAAAUAUUUCACAAACUCUCCUUGUUGCCUCUCCCUGCGGUGUAAUAAUGUGUCGUGUGCUUGAGAAUGUGGUCCCAGUCAGAAGCGGAGGCCAUCACCGAGGUGCACAGGGCUGAACGAUACUUUGUCGAGACGCGUUUGGAAAAACUGUCCCGAGACACCGAGAGACUCGCAGCAGGCCUGAUCAGCAGACUUAGGCAGCAACUUCAACAGAAGAGUCAGGAGCUCGAUUCGGCUCAAGCUCUGAUAAGGAAGCUCAAGUUGGAAGUAACAAUGUGGCAUGAACACGCCGAGGAUCUCGACAGAAAGAUGGCCUGCAUGCAUCAGGCAGUUGAUCAUCAGGGCAGCACGGGGAAGUACUGCAGGCCAUGUGGAUUUGCGGAGACCGCGUUGCACGAAGAGAAGUCCAGAGGAUGCGAUAACCACAAGGGCUUCCAGGAUGCGACUCCUCCUGGUGACCACGUCAACCACCAGAACGGGCUGAGGCCAGGUGGCUGUUGUACCGACAUCCGUUUCCACGGGUGGCCUACUCAAGGGAAGAGCAAGCUCCAGACAAGAACAAGAGCCAGCCAUGGCCACAGCCUCAACUAUCAGACGGCAGUGCCCAGCAGUGCAUCUCGGCAUCAGUCUGGAAUGGAGCGCAGCGAACGGCGAAUGGUGAAUUUCCAGACAGGGCUCAGCAAUGAAGAGAGGCUGCAGGCUGGAGUGGAGCCGGACAAUGACCACGGCCUCUUGCCAGGGAGAGAGUGGGAAGGAUGGCAAAGCCAGGCUCAGGAACUGUCGAGGCAGCUCGGCAUCAGUGUGGAAAUGCUGGCCCUUUGCAAGCAAGAGCUGCGCAAGAAAGAAGAGGAGUUAGAAAGACGACAAGAGGACGAGAGUCGGAUGCACGCGGAGCUGCAGGCGAUGGGCGCUCGGGAGGCAGAGUCCCGGGCCCGUCUGCACGAGCUCGUGGAGGAGAUGCUCGGUCGGCUGGAGAUGGCCGAGAACGCAGCACGACGCCACCAGGACGCCUCCGACACCAACACCUGA
Lethenteron reissneri (Far Eastern brook lamprey) is the source of this 1030-nucleotide messenger RNA. It is a transcript of the gene ZNF365, whose product is annotated as zinc finger protein 365. NCBI's taxonomy places the organism in Eukaryota, Metazoa, Chordata, Hyperoartia, Petromyzontiformes, Petromyzontidae. The record is from RefSeq and is a predicted model, not a curated record.